UUCCAAAAAAAAAAAAAAAAAUUCAAGCCAUUAUCGGAACAGAACCUAUUCAAGACGAUGAAUGAAAGAACAGAUACAACGAUAACUCCCCAGGAUCAACACAUGAUGGAAUACACACUCUCCAUGACAACAAUCAGUAGUAGCACUAUCACUUUAAGUACGACUACUACUCACAAUUCUGGAAAUAAUGACACUACAAUGACAAUUGAUACCUGUGAAGAUCCUCUCAUGAUGCAGUACGCCAUGUCUAUAUCCUUGACCAACGACAACAAGGACAACAACAGCAGCAGUAUUAUCGACACCAAUGGUCCCGACGGUCAAAUCCAAAUCUUAGAUCAGGAUCAAAGUCAAAAUCGCUCACACAGUUUUUCACCUCAAGAGCUCUCUGACAAACUAAACCGCAUCAAACAACAACAACAACAGCUUCCAACCCUUCUUCAUUGUCCCACAUCUCACACCAAUGGAUCUGGAGCGCUGCCGAAAGUACUCUGCCCCAGCGGCACCGUAGUGACUAAUACUUCUCGGCUAUACGCACAUUCUCGAUCACAGUCCCGAACUCACUCUCGAACCCAAUCCUGUAAUCAUUCCCGUAGUGCAUCUAAGGACAAAUCAUCUUCUCCUUCUCAUCGACAUUCCCGCAGUCCUUCUUGUGACCGUGAUGUAACAGAUUCAAAGAGCUCUUGCAACAAAUGUUCGACUGCGACGGCCACACAUACACUUUCCAUCGAUACUAACCAAAAGACCCCUUCAAGGCCGCGUACACCUCAGCAAGCACUCCAGGAGAUUUUAGAGCAUAUCAACCUACGUCAAAACCAUCAUCAUCAUCACCAGCACUCUGGUCACUGUCAUAAUCAGUACGAUAAGGAAAGAGACAGUCAAGAUCUGGAUUCAACGAACAUACGGAGACUUCAUCGCCAUAAACUGAACCCAGAUCUACUCAAGGACCAAAAUCUUACACUCAAACAAGCACAUGGGCAGGCAAACCUGCGGCACAGCGAGUAAAAAAAAAAAAAAAAAGAGCAGACAUGACGAUCAGAUAAAUUUAUAUUUUACUCGGUCGACA
Lobosporangium transversale is the source of this 1063-nucleotide messenger RNA. RefSeq lists its product as hypothetical. The record is from RefSeq and is a predicted model, not a curated record. The coding region runs from base 58 to 1002 and encodes 314 amino acids. The transcript has a single exon. Lineage: Eukaryota; Fungi; Mortierellomycota; Mortierellomycetes; Mortierellales; Mortierellaceae.